Molecule: messenger RNA, 684 nt
Organism: Hyalella azteca
Lineage: Eukaryota; Metazoa; Arthropoda; Malacostraca; Amphipoda; Hyalellidae
Product: protein C19orf12 homolog
Exons: 5
Coding region: 210-632 (140 amino acids)
Source: RefSeq, a predicted model, not a curated record
UUCCCUUUACCACGUUUUACUGGUCAACAAUAACAGCCUUAAUAGUAGCAUUAGUUUUAACUAUUGAGCUGUAUGAUGUUGAAUCCUAAUUAAAUUGUUUCUGAAUCCUACUGCAGAAUGCCAAGUGUAACUUGUGUCAUGCUAGGCAAAUUUCUCUUCAAAUAAAGUAGUUGAAAAUUAGAUUGAAAGUUUUUAUCUAUAGUUGCAACAUGGUUAUUGAAGCAGAACUUAUCAUGGAUGUCAUCUGUGAAGUGGCUCGUGAUCGAGGAUUAAUGAUAUGUGUCAAGAAUUCAGUAGCUGGUGGUGCCGCAGUGGGUGCUAGCGCUACAGCAGGCAGUCUUCUCCUAGGUCCUAUUGGAUUACUAAUAGGUGGCACGGCAGGUGCAGCUUUAGCUUCAUGGUGGAUGCAGGGCCAGUAUGUAAGUGCAGUCUCUGCAAUCCAAGCCAUGCCACAAGAUAAAAAGGAUGAACUAGUGAAGAAAGUUGGGAGUGUGUUACGGCAGCUGGACAUCACAGAUGUCGCCACCACCACCGCUAUGAUUCUGAGCAGCAGCGGCAACGUCCAGGAGCUUGUGGCGCGCGAGCUUAUCAACUUCCUCAGUCAAAACAUGAAGAUGAAUGUCAUCACCUGAUACUGUCGUCUACAAAUAAAAGCCUAGAUAUCUAAUCUCAGAAAUAUUUUCA